UCACGUGUUUCGCACCAAUCAUUGAAGACAAUAAGGGUUAGUCAGGCGACGCGUAAUAGCUUCUGCACGUCUAUGAAUUAUUCAAGCAACCACUUAAUGAUAUGACCGAUAGCUAUGCGAUCAUUUAUGACGAUCGUAAAUCUUUCUGCUUCUUUUCGCGUAACAAUCAGUCGGGUUUUGGUGUUCGUUUUGCUUCUACCAUGGAUGCCAAGACUGUCAUAAGGCGAUACUUGAAGACCACUAAAACGUUCACUCAACUUUGCGGAUUAUGGUGUUAUCAAAGUACUUGUCCAAAAUAUUUUGCGCGACUUGUUGUACUUAUAUUCUCUAUAAUAACUACUUUUAUGCAGGUAGCGAAAGUUGUAAUUUCCGAUAGUUCGGAUGCUUUAUAUGACCAGUGUCCAUUUUUGUGCAUGGCGUUUUUAAUUUUGGCGAAAAUAUACCAUUAUGCCGUUAAUGAAGCAAGGUUCAAGGUAAUUAUGGAUGAUAUAUUCCAUGACUGGAAGGCCAUCAAAUCGAAGGCCGAGUACGAUAUUAUGAACAUAUAUGGAGAGAGAGCGGUGUUCAUUACGACUCUUUAUUUAAUGAAUGGUAUAAUUUCAUCGAUUACAUUUAUUCAAAUACCUUUGGUACCGCUUGUAUUGGACAUCGUCGCACCGCUAAAUGUGUCGCGAGGCAUAGGAUACAUGUUUCCAGCAUAUUACUUCGUCGACGAACAUAGAUAUUAUUACUUGAUAGUAGCGCAUAUGAUUAUUGCGGUGUCAGGAGUUCUUAUAUUUAACGUCGCCUUCGAUUCGACCUACAUGUAUAUCGUACAGCAUGCUUGUGGAUUGUUGGCAGUUUCUGGCUUCCGUUUCCGGAAUGCAAUCCAGGCUACUGUCGUUCAAAAAGAGAAGGACGUGGACAAUGAUACGUACCGAAAUAUAUCGAAAAUGAAGUAUUGUAUGGAUUACUUAAAAUAUUUGGCGUUUUUUUCUGUUCAACUGGUUCAUCUAUUAGUGCUAACAAUUCAGGGACAAUUCGUGACAAACGCUGGCAACGAUAUUCACGAUGCAAUAUGUGAGUCUUUUUGGUAUAAUGGCUCAUGUAGAACUCAAGCGUUGUACAUACUGGUGUUAAGGAGAAGCUUGGUAUAUCCUCAAUUUACUGGUAGGAUUGUACCGAUGAAUUUAAGAAGUUUCGCAGAGAUUGUAAAAGUGUCUGUGUCUUACUUUACGGUAUUGCAAUCCACGUAA
Messenger RNA from Hylaeus anthracinus, 1235 nucleotides. RefSeq lists its product as uncharacterized. Bases 102 to 1235 code for a protein of 377 amino acids. Gene Ontology annotation, biological process: sensory perception of smell; detection of chemical stimulus involved in sensory perception of smell. Gene Ontology annotation, molecular function: olfactory receptor activity; odorant binding. The transcript has 8 exons. Gene Ontology annotation, cellular component: plasma membrane. The record is from RefSeq and is a predicted model, not a curated record. NCBI's taxonomy places the organism in Eukaryota, Metazoa, Arthropoda, Insecta, Hymenoptera, Colletidae.